AUGGCGUGUUCUCGUCUGCGCUCUCCUCCUCUAUCCUUCCUGCAGACGCUGCUCUCUCUCUUGCUGUCAUCCAUAUCUCUGCUUGCGUCUAAUUGGUGCUCAGGGGUCCAGAAGGUUCCGAAGCCACUGUGUUCUCCUCUGCGCCGUCAGACCUGCACACCAUCUGACCUAUACACCAACGGCUCCACCCAGUUUACCUGGGAAACCGGGGAUGACCGCUUCAUCUUCCCCACCUUCCACGCCGGGAUUUGGAGCUGCUGUGAAGAAAACAUACACAAAGAUGAAUGGGAAGAGAAAUGUCGCAGUUUCAUGGCUCUGACACCUCCAUCAGAGAAAGGUCUUGUUGGAAUGGUAGGUCACAUCAUGUUUAUGCAGGUGUUCCAGGUAACAGCAUCCAGUGGGCCGGAGGAUUUUAAACCACACCGUUACGGAUACUCCUGGGCUUUUUAUGUGGCCUGGGUGGCCUUCACCUGCUGCAUGAGUGCCGGAGUUUCUACUCUGAAUAAUUACACCAAAAAGGUCCUGAUGUUUGGGACAAAGCCAAAGCCUGAUUUCUAUAAUGUGACGCCGCCAUAUUACCCCCCAGUUCCACCCCCUCCUCCUUCCAUUCCCCCUCCAUGCCCUCCUCUGCCUCCCCCCGUCUCCCCACUCUCUCUAUACUCCUGCCCUCCAUCUCCUCAAGGCUUGUUCCCUCCUGCCCCUACAUCUCCACACAGCCCCAAUCAUCCUGCUCUCUUUCCAUCAAAUUUACUUCGUGAGGAAUCAGCUGCUGAUUGGAACGCAGCUCUUGUAAUUAACCUGCAGUGGAGAAAAGACUCUGAGUAA
Messenger RNA from Hemibagrus wyckioides, 825 nucleotides. RefSeq names its product germ cell-specific gene 1-like protein. Bases 1 to 825 code for a protein of 274 amino acids. Lineage: Eukaryota; Metazoa; Chordata; Actinopteri; Siluriformes; Bagridae. The transcript has 5 exons. The record is from RefSeq and is a predicted model, not a curated record. Gene Ontology annotation, cellular component: plasma membrane.